UUGAAAUUUUAAACGAAAACUUUCGCAAUGUUAUCAAGGAUCAGAAGCUUCGUAGCGCGAACGCAACACUAAAGAAAAUAUUGCGAUACAGCAGAAAACAAUAAAACCAUCUGCACACUAUCCCAAAAAGGUUUACCUUCAAGUAAUGCGGAGGAGAGUGUUCGCAGGGGUCUUCUACAAUGGUUGGAGGAGCGGAGACUGCGCAUGUUCGGCGGCGAACAUCGCGGGCUGGCGAGAGCCACUCCAGUCCGCGUACGGAACCCGGGCACGCCGCGUCGACGCCCGCGGCCUCGCGCACUCGCCCGCAAUGUAAACACUACAAACUAGUUCUUUUUUAAUUGGUGCACCGUACUUGUGACUAUUGUGUGAAAGUUUAAAUAAAGUUCGACUUACAAAGGACGGUCUUUCCGAGUGCAAUAGGUACCGUGGCCUUGUCUUCGAAGAGUGGAUGAAGUUGAGACAUUUUUGUUAGUUAUUUGACUGGAAUUAAGAUGUGCAAUGUGAAGUACUACUGAGUGCAGUGACGGUGUUAGUGUAUAGUGAUCGGUGGACAUGAUGUGAACAGACAGACGUCACAAUGUGGGCGGCCCGGCUCAGCUGUAUCUUCAUAUUGUUCGGUGUAACAGCCGGCGGCGGCGGCUGGGAGCCUCUCGGGACCCCCUACUUCGACAACAGCACGAAGCGCGAAGCCACCGCCGCCGUGGGCCAGCCCGCCUAUCUCCACUGCAGAGUACGAAACUUGGCCGAUAGAGCGGUGUCCUGGAUACGUAAACGUGACCUGCACAUCCUCACAGUGGGCGUUCACACAUACAGCAGCGACGCUCGGUUCGCCGCACUCCACGCUGACGGCUCUGACGAGUGGACGCUUCGGGUGUCGCCUGCGCAGCCCCGCGACUCCGGCGCGUACGAGUGUCAAGUGUCAACCGAACCCAAGAUCAGUUUGUCGUUCCGGUUGACUGUUGUUGUGUCAAAGGCGGAGAUAUUGUCGGGGCCCGAGCUGUUUGUCAGGGCUGGAUCGGACAUCAAUCUUACUUGUGUGGCGAAACACGCCCCUGACCCGCCGAGUUUCAUCUAUUGGUACCGUGGCGAGCAAGUAGUGAACUACGCACAACGCGGCGGCAUCAGCGUCGAGACGGAGCAGCGUACGCGCACAAGCCGACUUCUCAUCGCAAGGGCGGCGCCGCAUGACUCAGGAAACUAUACUUGUGCACCUAGCAGCUCUGAGUCGGCGUCAGUGAUAGUGCACGUGCUGAGCGGCGAGCGGCCGGCGGCGAUGCAGAGCUCGGGCUCGACGCCGCCGCGGCUCAACCGCGCCAUCCUGGCCACGCUGGUGACGCUGUCCACCGCGCGCCAGCCCCGGCCCGCACUACUCGUCGCUCUCCCCCUCGCUGCACAAUACUUCACCAUCCCAACACUACUCAUCACCAUCCUCUUCGUCAAUGCGAUCCUUCGAUCCUUAUCGAAAUUCACGACGGCCUCUACUGUCGAACCGAAAUCUUCAAGAUGACCUAUUAGUGCAAACUCGACUUCCUAAACGUUUUAAACUUCGGAAGUAUUUUAUAUGAUUGAGUGAACUAGAAGAUUUGUGUCGGUAAUUCGGAUUCCGUUAUCUGAAUUGAGCGCAUAUAAAAUACAACGAUAAUAUAGACAGUAAUGUUUCCUGUGAGGUAAUUGUAAGGCGAUAAAUCAAUAGCGUAUGGUCAAUUUAAAUAUAAUAAAUAUUUUGUUAUUAAUUUCUAAAUUCCCGCUUUAUUUUGGUACGGGCCCGAGGGCUCUAAUGAUUCCGAUAAAUAACGACCGAAGAGAUUAAUGUGACACGCAUGAGGUAAUCCUUCUGAUGAUUUAUCCAAUGUUGAACCUCCUUUGUUCUCUCAGCUAACUACGUUCGUCUUAAUCCGGUACCAAGAUUACAAGCAAAUCGAUUUCGUUAGUCCAACACAGGAAUAUACCGAGAUUCAAUCGAAGCGAGAAGCUUAUCUAUGCGUUACGUAUCUAAGCCGCCAGUUGCUCUCUUUGCCACGAUAUUUGCGUUCAAUCUAAUUGAACAGUCGAAUUGUACUAGUCUUGUAUAUUGUGUUGGUUGGAUAGAGGAUUUAUUUGUAUGAGGACAACUAAUUAAUAAUAAUUUAUCACUAAAACCUGCCUGUUUUGUUUGAUUGAGUUUUCAUUAUAUUCGCGUAACAUUUAUAACAUAAUUUAUAGAGCUUUUAGGUGAUACAGUUUUACGUAUGCAUUACGGCGGUUUUUAAAUUAAUUUUGACCAACACCGCUGAAUUCCUUUAAAAAAUAUGUUGUUAGUAAGAAUUUAGAAUUUUCUUGUUGCAAUUUUCUGAGGAAAAUUUACAAUUGUAGACUAGAGGUUUUCUGUGAGAAUGAUUUCAUCUACAAACGACUUCUCCUCUGGUGCGCUCAGACAUAAAAUGAGGCUAAAUCGAGUUGAUUUCUCAGUCACCACGAGAACAUUUUACUUCGCUUUCCACAGUUCUCAGAAAUUUAUACGAGGUCGUCAAUCUUAAAGUGGCUUUGCAAUGAGCACUCUAAUGUCCCUCAACAUCAAGUUGCUUUGACAUGUGCUAUUCAAAUCCCAGCUCUCCCCAGUUUAUUAUCACAAAAUUUGUGUAAGUACUCGCUAUCCACAAUAGAGACACAGGCACUUAGUAAAACUCCAGACCGAAAUUCCCUCGACUUUUUAACAACGAAACAGCGCAUACCUUUUUUGUAAAUUCGUCUGACUUUUCACAUUUCACAGCGUUACUCUGAAAUAAAAUUACACAAUCAAAGUUUAGAAUUAGGGUUGCUUUAUUGACCAAAAUAAAAGACAUUCUGCUAAAACUUCUUUCGAGUGACAGCAAGAAACAAAUUACGUUGGUACCUCAGGCCUUAUUCUUUCCGAGUUUACUUCACGUUACGAAGCCUGCAGAUUGCCACUAAACAUUGCUCUCAGUUGUGUAUUUGUUCUGUCCUCAUUCCCUUACUUAUGUCAGCAGUCCGAACAAAAACAAUUUUAUGACUUUCCAAGUUAGAAGAAAGGAAAACACGAGGUCGUUUUGCUACUAUGUCAAUAUUCAAUCUUUGUUACUUUGUAGAUAUUUACAUCUGUUUAAAAUUUAAAUAAAAUUCUUGUCAAAGGCAAGUUUUACUGUAUAAAAUGUUAAUUUUUCUCUAGAUGAUUUAUAGAACAUUGGCUAUUGUACCUUUGUAUUUGAAAUAUAAUAAAUUAAAUCAUGUUUAUAUGUAAGUUUUAGGCAAUAUGUUGUAAAUACUAGACGAACGAUUGUAAAUAUUCGACAAUGUAAAUAAAAUGAUUUGAAUGUUAUGUUUGUAAUGUCUUGACAGCCAAAAUACAUUUAUGUAUUCAGAUUACUUUGGCAACGGUUUCCAACGUCGCCAUCUUUAACGAGUAGUUAUCAAAAGGGUUGUGUAAUAAACUAUCAAAAUGUAGUUGUAUUCAAAUACGUUACCUAACGAUUUAUAAGAAUACAGAACAUAGUAAUAAAACCAAU
Trichoplusia ni (cabbage looper) is the source of this 3503-nucleotide messenger RNA. RefSeq names its product hemicentin-2-like. Gene Ontology annotation, biological process: synapse organization. Gene Ontology annotation, cellular component: neuron projection membrane. Lineage: Eukaryota; Metazoa; Arthropoda; Insecta; Lepidoptera; Noctuidae. The record is from RefSeq and is a predicted model, not a curated record. The transcript has 7 exons. The coding region runs from base 578 to 1507 and encodes 309 amino acids.